UUGAUUGGACAAAGCCAUCUUUUAAAUUAACCCUCACUCAGGUCCCCUUUUCUUCCAUUCUUCAACUCAACCAAAUUCCACAUUUCCUCUCUCUCUCUCUCUCUCUCUCUCUCUCUCUCUAAUGGAGUUAGCUUUGAGCUUAGGAGGGGAUACCCAAAAACCAUUUUCUUUUCUUGAAAAAUCUACUAAUAAUUCUUCGUCACAUGAGGAGCUGCUAACGGGUAGCAAUAAAGAUAUAAGAUUCUGCAUGGGUUUAGGAAAGAGCAAUCCAAAUACAGCUGAACCGGGUUUAACAAAUGGACCGGAAAGAAUGGUGUUGGACAUGAACCGGCGGCCAAUAAUACUGGCAGAGGAGGCGGAAGAAGGGACGGACCUCUCAUCUCCGAACAGCAACAGCGCAGUAUCAAGUUUUCAGAUGGAAUUUUCAUCAAUAUACAGAAGUGGAAUUAGCAGAUCAUUAAUAGGAAAGAGAGAUCAUUUUGAAGCAGGAAAUACAGAAAGAGGAGUUAGUGAUGAAGAUGAAAAUAAUGGUUUAGCUAGAAAAAAACUGAGACUUACCAAAGAGCAAUCUGCUUUUCUUGAAGAAAGUUUCAAAGAGCAUAACACUCUCAACCCUGAAAAGAAUUUUAACAUUUUGCAGAAACAGAAGCUUGCUCUGGCAAAGCAGUUAAACCUUCGGCCUAGACAAGUAGAAGUUUGGUUCCAAAACAGAAGAGCAAGGACGAAAUUGAAGCAGACAGAACUAGAUUGUGAAUAUUUAAAAAGGUGUUGUGAGAAACUGACAGAAGAGAAUAGGAGGCUGCAAAAAGAGCUUCAAGAAUUAAGAGCUUUGAAAUCUUCCCAACCUUUCUACAUGCAACUUCCUGCCACCACUCUCACUAUGUGUCCGUCUUGUGAGCGCGUCGCCACCACCGCCGCCACGGCCGUCCCUACAGCCGCUGCUGCUACCACUACCUCUGCCACGGCCACGGCCAAUGCCGCCGCCACAAACACGACGCUUUCUUUGGCAAAGCCCAAUCUCUUCCCAUUUCCACCUGCACAAAUUCAUCCUCCGCAGGCUGCUUCAUAAGUUUGCAAGUUUAGUGACCUAUAGUUAGUUUUGUACAUAGUUCGGAUUUUGACAUAGGUGAUUCUUGGUUGUGAUUUGCCACUAAUGAUUCUUUUUUACUUUCUUUAAUUAAUUAUACUCUACUGUUUAUGGUGAGCUUUGAACUAAGGAUGAAGUUUGAGAAAGUGUAGUUUGACUAGGAAUUUAGAUGAUAAGAAAAAAGACUGUUGUAUUGCUUGAUAUAAUUUUUUGGAGAAGUUGUUGGAAAAAGAAGUUA
Molecule: messenger RNA, 1325 nt
Organism: Nicotiana tabacum (common tobacco)
Lineage: Eukaryota; Viridiplantae; Streptophyta; Magnoliopsida; Solanales; Solanaceae
Source: RefSeq, a predicted model, not a curated record